UCAUUACUUCCCUCACGAAGCAAGCAACACCGACACGUACAUCUCAAUAUCUGCUUCAACUCGAUCGCCACCCGAUCUCUCUUUCGUUCAGCUUCCCCACUCGAUCGCCAUGGACGGCCUCAUUCCCAUGGCUUACCGAGCCCUCAAGAAGAACAACACUCGCCGCCGCUACCAAUGCCUCUCCGCCGACAACGACGCCCAAGUCAGCGAGCGACCACCCACAUCGGAGAACGGCGCCAGCAGCGGUUCAGGUCAUCAUCAGCGGUACGUCUCGGCCGGAGCUUUCCUGGAGUCGGAGGAUCAUCACCAGCGUUACAGUUCUUCGGCCAGCAUGGUCGUUGCCGACGACGCGGAGCUACUCGGAAGAGGCACCGGAGGACGACGGGCCACCAACCGGCGGCUGUUUCACUGUUUUACCUAGCUAAUUCCGAUUCUGCCCUGAUGUACGUAGAUGCCGUAUGGCUGUGCAGUUAUGACAAUGAAUAUUAUUGUGAAAUCAUAUAUUGAUGUUAUUGUGUAUGAAUAUCAAUGACAUGAUGAACAAGUUAAUUUCUAUUUAGUUCCAAUCAUUAUAUCUACAAAGAGUACAGGCUAAUAUCAUAUCCAUCUUGUGCUUCCUCGAGUACUGCUACAGCUUCAAACCGAGCCACAGAAUCGACCUACAAGCUCACAACUUUUUCCACAAUUAUCAAAGAAUGCUCGCUUCAAAGAGACCUGAACCCGGGCUAACAAGCCCAUGCUCGAUGCCGCGACGAAUUUUGUCUCGAACUGUUUGAUCCACAUGUAUGUCAGGUGUUAGCAUAGUUAAUAACAUACCGCACGUGAA
Linum trigynum is the source of this 826-nucleotide messenger RNA. NCBI's taxonomy places the organism in Eukaryota, Viridiplantae, Streptophyta, Magnoliopsida, Malpighiales, Linaceae. The record is from the annotation of a GenBank genome assembly.